Molecule: messenger RNA, 1587 nt
Organism: Agelaius phoeniceus (red-winged blackbird)
Lineage: Eukaryota; Metazoa; Chordata; Aves; Passeriformes; Icteridae
Product: heat shock protein 30C-like
Biological process (GO): protein refolding; response to heat
Cellular component (GO): cytoplasm; nucleus
Source: RefSeq, a predicted model, not a curated record
CCCGGAGCUCUGGCUCAGGCUCACGCUGCUGCUCGGGCUCUGCUCCAUGGCCAUGGCUCCGUGGUUGCUCAGGAGCUGCUCGAAGCUGCUCAUGAACUCCCGAGCUUUCUCCAUCUCCUGCUGCAGUUCGGUGAAGAUGGUCUCUGCGUGCGGCCACAGGGUCCUCACUGUGCCCAGCCGGCUGGCCAGGGAGCUGGAGGCGAAGGGUGCGAGGUGCAUCCGGCAAAGCAUCGCUGCUGCUGCUGCUGUUGUUGUUGCUGCUGCUGCUGCUGUUCUCUUUCCAGUGAUCUGGAAGCGUUCUGCCUCGCUGCUGCCGCCGGAGGUUUUUAUACCCGAUUCCCUGGAGGCGUGGCAUUGUCCCGCACAUUACGUCAGCCUCGGGAGAAAAGCUCAGCUCUUUCCAGCCCGUUCCAGCUCAUUCUUGUUACUCAUCCGUGAGGAGAGGCAGGGCUGACGUCGUGCCCGGCAUACCUUCGCCCUGACUCUUACAGCUUUGCUCUCCUGGCUUAUAAUUAGCAGCAUCACCUCAGCCUCCGAGCGGGAUGCCUGAGCCACCCUUGCCAAAAAUCUGUGCCCUUUGCAUUUCCCAGGCACGGAGUGCGUCUGGGCUCGUCUCCUCCCUGCCUCCCCCCACCCUCCCCUGUGUUCCAUUUCCCCCCAUCUGUGCCCAGGCGAUGGCUCCAGGAGGCUGCGUGGGGGGAGAGAGCAUUCUGGAAGGGACACACCCCUGGGCAGGGGAGAAUAAAACCCGCUGCUCCCCUUCCCCAGCCCAGCACGGCUCCAGCCACUGCACCGAGCAGCAGCAGCAGCAGCACAGCCAGGAGCACUCCUCGCUCGGAGCAGAGAUGCUUUGCCGCCUGCACUUUAUGCCGCCCAUGUCCAGCUCACUGUUCCCGUGGCUGGGACCCGUCCGCACCCUCUGGCCACAUCCAGGCACCCUUUUCGCCGAGCUGGAGCGGGAGAUGCGGCUGGAGAUGGAGAGGGCUCGGGAGUUCAUGAGCAGCGUGGAGCAGUACCUGAGCAGCGGGAGCAGCCCCGGCCGGCUCGGCAUCGCCUCCAGCACCAGCGCAGCGCUGCCCCAGAGCUCCGGGGACGGCUUCUCUGUGUGCCAGGACGUGAAGGACUUUGCCCCCGAGCAGCUGUCGGUGAAGGUGGUGGGCAGGAAGGUGGUGCUGGUGGGGCAGAAGGAGACGCAGAGCACGGACGAGAAGGGCUCCUUCUCCUACAAGUACGAGGUGCUGAAGCGGGAGUGGGACGUGCCCGAGGAGGUGGACGCCGAGGCGCUGACCUGCUCCCUGUCCAAGGACGGGCAGCUCCGCAUCGAGGCCCCCAAGCUGGCACUGCCGGCCGCUCCCGAGAGGAAUGUGCCCAUCCAGAUGGGGCCGGCGGUGGCACAGCAAGCUGGCAGCGCUGAGGAGGGAGCCGAGCGGGCCAAGGCGUGAAGAGGAGCGACGGGGACCAGGCUGAGCCUGGCGACAACGGGGGCAGCUGCUGGCCGCAGAGCGGGACCGCGCCAUGGCCCGGGGCGUGGUGUCUGCCCGAAACAUGUGGCUUUUUUUGAUAUGUAAUAAAUAUUCCUAACUUUUA